UGGGAAAGUAUGAAAAUUGCGAACUUUGGUAUUCGAUUCGAUUUGAUUAAACAAUGGGGGGAACAGUCGUGAAGACGACAUCGUUUGAUCUCGGAACCAACAAAAAGAGGAAGAAAAUCUCAAGACUAGUCAACUUCAAGAUUUGAGGAAAAAAUUGUGGUGAAUCAGUGAUUCCUUCCGUGUGCUACAGUAGCUCUUGUCGUUUUUAUUGGCUUUUUCGAUCUUUCUAAAACAGGAAAACACUUCAGAGUUCGAAUCGAUUCGGAUAAUUCUCCUUUUCUGAGAUGGAUUGAUCAAAAAGACUUGAUCUUUAGGAAUUUUCUCUUCUGGGUUUCUUUUUUUUUUUUUUUUUUUNGAAAGGGAUACACGAUGGAGUCUUCGUUGAUUCAUCAUAUCAUCAUUGUGUUGCUCUUACUCUGGUUCAUCUCUUCCUUGAAUCGAUCCCACGCUUUUUUCUAUUUCCUCGCUCUCAUCUAUCUCUACCUGGUUCAUGAACGGUAUGUGAUGAGGUUAAAGAGAACGUUGCAGUUUGAAGAGAGGAAGCAAGCUAAUCAAAGAAGGGUUCUAUCUGACUCUGAAUCUGUGCGGUGGAUGAAUUAUGCUGUGGAGAAGAUAUGGCCUAUCUGCAUGGAACAGAUUGCAUCUCAAAAGAUUCUGGGUCCAAUCAUACCUUGGUUCUUGGACAAGUAUAGACCUUGGACAGCGAAAAAAGCUGUGAUACAGCAUCUUUACAUGGGAAGAAACCCGCCUCUGCUGACUGAUAUAAGGGUCCUUCGCCAAUCUACGGGUGAUGAUCACUUGGUACUAGAACUUGGAAUGAAUUUUCUCGCAGCAGAUGAUAUGAGUGCAAUACUUGCUGUGAAAUUAAGGAAACGGCUUGGUUUUGGGAUGUGGACAAAACUGCAUUUAACGGGGAUGCACGUGGAAGGAAAGGUGUUGAUCGGAGUGAAGUUCCUGCGUCGAUGGCCUUUCUUGGGACGCUUACGUGUGUGUUUUGCUGAGCCUCCGUAUUUCCAGAUGACUGUUAAACCAAUCUUCACUCACGGGCUUGAUGUUGCUGUACUUCCAGGCAUCGCAGGAUGGCUAGAUAAACUUCUUUCAAUCGCAUUUGAACAGACCCUUGUUCAGCCAAAUAUGCUUGUUGUUGACAUGGAGAAAUUUGUUAGCCCGAAGUCAGAAAAUUGGUUCUUUGUUGAUGAGAAAGAACCAGUUGCACACGUCUUAGUUGAAGUCUUUGAAGCAUCAGAUGUUAAACCAUCUGAUCUAAAUGGUUUUGCUGAUCCUUAUGUUAAAGGGAAACUUGGUUCUUACCGAUUCAAAACCAAGAUACAGAAGAAAACAUUGUCCCCAAAAUGGAAUGAAGAGUUUAAGAUACCAAUCUUUACAUGGGACUCUCCAAGUAUACUCAACAUUGAAGUUCGAGACAAAGACCGAUUUGUGGAUGAUACCCUUGGUGAAUGUUCAGUGAAUAUCGGAGAGUUUAGAGGCGGCCAAAGAAGCGAUAUGUGGUUGCCUCUACAGAACAUCAAAGUAGGAAGGCUGCAUCUUGCUAUAACUGUAAUCGAGGACAAUGGAAAGUUGAGUGAGGAUCCCUUCAAAAGAGCGAAUCUAAACAAGGAAGACAUACAGACUUCUUUUGCUUCUGAUACUGCAAACCAAGGCUCUUUCUCGUCAGACAGAUCUCCAAGUGUUGUGGAUAACUUUGAGCCAGUUAACGUUGAAGGGCAAGAAGAGACUGCAAUUUGGGUUCAAAAGCCAGGAGCUGAAGUCUCACAGAUUUGGGAACCAAGAAAAGGAAAGAGUAGACGUCUUGAUAACCAAAUACAAAGAAAUCCCAAUGAUGGAUCGCCCAAAAAUGAAAGCAGCAGCACUGACGAAAAUCAUGAGGGAUCAAAGAAUCCAAUGAAGUCUGUUGGUAGAGGAUUGAGAAAAAUUGGGUCAGUGUUUCAUAGGAAUGGGAAAAAGGAAGAGUUUUUAAUUGGAAGCAUUGAAGAGGAGUCACAGACAGAGUCACCUCGGAUCAAUCUGAAGGCAAUAAACCAAAAGGAUGUUGGAGUUAACUUCAUCGUUGAAGACAAUCUAUCGGGUCCUCUUUCAGGAAAGAGUUUAGAAUGUGAGAGUUUGGAUUCAGAGGAGAAUGCAGGUAAAGGUCAUAUGAAGGAUGUUGCAAAGAGCUUUCUAAAACAAGCUGAAAAGUCUGCAAAACAGUUCAAGCACGUGUUUUCACGUAAAGGAUCCAAGAAAGCACGAGAUGGACAACAAGAAAUCGUUCCUGAAUCUGACUCUGGAUCUUAUUCUGACACUUCUGAUGAAGAUGAUGAUGCGUUUACCUGUGUACAGAAUCUGGCAACAGAAACAGGAACACCGAGAGCUCUUACACGCGAUGGGAAUAUUGCGAGAACAGGAGAUGAUGAUCAUGCAGAUUCAACAACAUUAGCAAAUGCUAAGGAAGUUCAGAGUGGUGAUCAUAUUGCGGAGAAUUUGACAGAUGUUGAAGCUAAAGAGGAGAAAUUAGAGGACGCAGCAGAAUCUGAAACUAUAGGUAUCGACGCGGCCAUGAACAUCAAAACCGAAGAUGAGAAAGUAGAGAUGCCUAAGAAUAUCAAAGAAGGGGGAGAAAAGGAAUCAUCUUCAAACUAAAAUUGUAUAUCUUGUGCACAUCAACAACGUUCAUGUAUCUGUUUAUUGGUUUACAAUUUGAAAACCUACGAACCAAAUGAAGGUCUUGAGCUUAUAUGAACCCUACUUUUUGUU
Molecule: messenger RNA, 2754 nt
Organism: Camelina sativa (false flax)
Lineage: Eukaryota; Viridiplantae; Streptophyta; Magnoliopsida; Brassicales; Brassicaceae
Product: C2 domain-containing protein At1g53590
Molecular function (GO): lipid binding
Source: RefSeq, a predicted model, not a curated record